Sorghum bicolor (sorghum) is the source of this 1132-nucleotide messenger RNA. Its product is annotated as vicilin-like seed storage protein At2g18540. The transcript is spliced from 2 exons. The record is from RefSeq and is a predicted model, not a curated record. Bases 224 to 976 code for a protein of 250 amino acids. NCBI's taxonomy places the organism in Eukaryota, Viridiplantae, Streptophyta, Magnoliopsida, Poales, Poaceae.
UUUUGAGCGUCGUGGCGGAGAUCAGGAAGCGUCAGAACUCCAGAAAGGCGACGGAAAACACGAAAGCGAAAAAAACCGUCGGCCGCUGCUGCAUGCAUGCGGCCGCUGUCUUGCUAAUCCCGUCUCGUCGUGUCAGACGCCCCACCACGCGGUCUCGCCUUCCACAUUCACCAGCAGUCCAGCACGUACGCGUUUCCUUUAUGUACGCGCGCCACGCCUGGGAAUGCAAAAUCUGACGGCGCGCGGGGAGCCAGGAGCGGAAGGGGAGGCCGAGAGGGUGCUGCUGCUGCUGCCACAGGGCCACAGCGGGGCGCGCAGGCCGCAGGGACGAGGGCUCAUCGCAGCUCGGCGGCACGCGCAGCUAGAUCAGCAGCGCUGCGUCCCUGAAAUACUGAAGAGUGCUAGCGAGGAAGAGCCUCAUCGAACGCUACAACUACAACAAGGGAAGGGAAGACGAAACAUCUGGACCAGAAGAGAAGACGGCAGCCGUUUCCCUUCCCUUGCUCGUCAGAGGAGUCGCAGCGGAAACAUGCAGAGACAGCAGCUCCAUGGGUCUGAACCGGUCGGAGCUCCCGGUAGAAAGAAGCAGAAAAGAUCGGCCGAUCCGUCGGGACGCGAGGAGCCUGACGACGGCGGCGGCGACGACGAGCCGCCCCGACGAAGCAGGAACACGAAGGCCGCGCAGACGUCGACGACGAGCGCCGCCAUUCGUGGCCUGCUGCGCGAUUUCUUCGAGCAGCAGCUCCGCCUGGACGUGCAGCGCCAGGAGAUGAUGGCGAGGCGGGCGCAGGAGCGGCUGUUCUUCGAAGAGCAAUGGCGGGAAUCGAUGCGGAGGAUAGAGCAGGAGAGGCUGAUGCUGGAGCAGGCAUGGGCGGAGCGCGAGGAGCAGAGGAGGAUGAGGGAGGAGGACAGGGCUGAGAGAAGGGAUGCGCUUCUGACUAGCUUGCUGACCAGGCUCUUGCAAGGAGAUCUCUAGUCUAGGGACCUAGGAUUCCAUGGUAGUUCCAGCAAGAAAUUAGGAUAGAUUAUUAUACUAGUUGAUUGACUAGGAUUGCUUUGUUCAUUCUUCUUUACAUUGAAAUGAUGUUAGGUGAUUGCAGGUGAAUUGUUAAGCUCUAGGUUGCAUUGGAAA